Molecule: messenger RNA, 387 nt
Organism: Serpula lacrymans var. lacrymans S7.9
Lineage: Eukaryota; Fungi; Basidiomycota; Agaricomycetes; Boletales; Serpulaceae
Exons: 1
Coding region: 1-387 (128 amino acids)
Source: RefSeq, a predicted model, not a curated record
AUGUCUACUUCUAACUCCACCAGCUUCCCUAUCACCACCUACUCGAUACCCGGCGACGCCAACUGGCUAGCCGACGAACGAGUGUCUUUCGCCUGUGGGCAACGACACAACCAAGCCGACAUCACUGAUGCCAUAGAAUUAAUGUCAGCAAAAGACGCCUAUACCUAUCUCUUUUACGAGACCGAAAAAUGCUGCCCCUAUGCGUAUCACGCUCUUUCUUCCAUGCAUACCUUCCUUGCCAUAGACCUCAUAGCUGACGAACUCCUAAAAGCCAUAGACUCAAUACAUUCAUUGGAAAGCGAGCAUUCGCGGCUCAACAGUCAGGACUUGAGUAUCUGUCGGUGUCAUGCACCAAAGUUGAUUGGUAGCAUGGACAGGUGUCAAUAA